AAUCCGUGGGAGGCUGGCAGUCACGCUGCGCGCUCUGUGAUUGGGACAUGAAUAAUGCAUGCAGGUGGGAGGACAGCCAGUUUCGGGUUUGACUGCAGUCGGCUGCGGUGCGUCACGCUUGGGAAUCGAAGGAAGAGGACAUGGUGAGGGACGGUUGUCCCCGCAGCCACCAAAAAUCAGAACCAGGCAUGGCUGGGACAUCGUUCCCAUACACCUUAAUCUGGAAAAGCAUCAUUUCCAGUCUGCAGACUCAAGUGGAGGUGAAGCACAGACGCCAUGCCCUGAAGUCGUACCACGACUGCUUCCUGGGGUCAGAGGCCGUGGACGUGGUGCUGACCCACAUCAACGAGAGUCGCUUCUUCGGCGAUGAGGCGGUGCCUCGCUACAAGGCGGUCCAUCUAUGUCGCGUCCUCAUGGACUCCAGGGUGUUUGAGCCUGUGGGCGUCAAAGGGUUCGGGAAGGAAAAGAAGAAAGGGAGGUUUGAGGACAGCAGUGGCAGUUUGUACAGAUUCUUGAGUCCAGAGAUCACCACCUCAUCGGCAGCGACUGACAACAAUUCCCCAACGGCAGCUACCAACGGAAGACGCCGUGGAAAACAAACCAAACAAAACCAGAACAAGAACAAUUAUACUCAGUCACAUGAAAGUGAAGAGAUACGGAUUUAUUCCACCCACUCCCCGGUGAGAAGAGGCAAAUUACUGGAGGACGUGUUGGAAAACCUGGACCUCAACUCCACCAUCACUCCUCAAAUGAUCCGGCUCGGCCUCUCUCAGGAGUGUCUGUGUGAAGUCUGGCACCAGCAGACUGUGUCCAGGCUGCUGCAGCUCAUUGAGCUCCCCCUGUUGGAGGACUUGUUGGACGGAGAGGCCCCGUCUCGAACUGCCCUGCAUGACACAGCCGGUGAUCCGGACCUGUCGUAUUCAUCAAGUUACCUGGACAGAGAGGUUCUGAAAGCCUUCAGUGAAGCACA
Austrofundulus limnaeus is the source of this 970-nucleotide messenger RNA. It is a transcript of the gene depdc7a, whose product is annotated as DEP domain containing 7, paralog a. The record is from RefSeq and is a predicted model, not a curated record. Gene Ontology annotation, biological process: intracellular signal transduction. Lineage: Eukaryota; Metazoa; Chordata; Actinopteri; Cyprinodontiformes; Rivulidae.